GCCAUUUUAGCUUUCUUGAGGACUGAAGAACUAGCUGGCCAACCAUGUUCCUUCGCAAAAUCCUCGUCCCUUGUUUCCUGGGUUGCUUGUUGAGUUUGCAAGUCAUCGAUGGUCAACACGGAAGCGUCCCUGUCCGAUCUGCUCCAGUGUUUCCAGAAGGCUAUCCUGCGCCAGAUUCCCAGGCCACCAGUGUGAUUUCAAACGGUCGGAUCUCUGCACAUCUGGAAUAUGUGGACCGAGGAGAAGGAACCCACAGAGGGGACAUAACUCGUGCAGGUACAAAUCCUCAGCAUGACAGGCGAGGGUACGGAGAGUCCGACACUGGAGGAGCGUCACGGACAUACAGCACGUCGAGGAGGGAAUCCAGCUCAUCGACCUCGGGAGUGGAUUAUUCACAGACUGGGGCUGACAACAUAGGCCGGACCCAACCUGUUACAUCGUCCAGAGACAGAGCGAGCGCGGAGCGCACUUACGACUCGUCGUCGACCGGAAUGAGCUCGAGCACAUCAAGAAGAACGAAUCCCGGGACGUCAACAAGAACAAGCGUGGGUCGCACUUAUGACUCGACGUCAUCCAGGACAAGCUCGACAACGUCAACCAGAACAAAUCCCGUGCGAACGUAUGACUCGACCUCAACGCGUACAAACCCCGUGCGUACCUAUGACUCGACGUCGACCAGAACAAGCUCGGGCACAUCAACCAUAAGGAACCCCGGGACGUCAAGACCGGUAUUGAGCAGGUACGACACGACGCCAAUCAGAACACACUCGAGACGCACUUAUGACCCCCUUGGAAGAACGGGUUUGGCUGAACCGUACGGUACCCCUGGUAGCCGUACGUACAUCCAGAGCGGGACGCAACGGUUGCCCUAUGAUCCAUAUGCUGCCAGAAGGGUGACUCAUGCCAGACAGCCGUACGUUGCAAAUGCGAGACAGCCUGUGACUCAACCAGACCGGCGCGGAUAUUACCAGCAAUGCCCUUCCGACGAUUUCCGCAUCCUGAUUGAAGGCGUUGAGUGUCACGUAGCCAUUGAUUCUGUUGGCUCUCACGUGUGCUAUGAUGAUCGGGUGAUGAGAGAUCGACGAUGCUGUGAGCGGUGUCUACAGAUCAAAGACUCCAGAAAACCAGGUUGUGAGUACGGAGAUAGAUCCCGUCAGUGCUCAAGUCUCAAUCCGUCUCAGUGUUACAUCCGGUCUAACAGAAACAUUUGCUGUCAGACGUGUGAACGGCUAAGAAACCCAUCACAACAAAACUGUGAAUAUGGAGACUUGUCCCCGACUUGCGCACAAAUGCCGCGCCGGAUGUGCUCACUGCUCGAGAACCAGCGGAUAUGCUGUCAAACCUGUGAGCGCCUGCGCGACCCAUUGCGGCCGGAAUGCCCAUACGGCGACCGUUCCAAUCAGUGUGGAAUCAUAUCGGGUGGAGCUUGUUAUAACGUGCGCGUGAGGGACACGUGCUGCGCUACCUGUAGCCGUUUAGACGUCGGCACUCCCGGUUGUCAAUAUGGUGACCAUAAUUCUGUAUGGACGAGUCCGGCUGGAGAGCUCGAUUGUGAAACGUACACGCGGAUAUACGGUCUCGGCGCAUGCGCAGAUCCCAAUUUCUCCUCGCGAUGUUGUCACUCAUGUAGAGGUUACGUUUCUAGAAAUCCACAGUCCUAAGUGCACUUAUACUGGUACUUCUAAAGCAAACAUUUCCCUGGAGGAGCGGCUUAUCUUAAUUCUUAUGGAAAGUUAAUUACUGAAGUUCUUAAGUUACAGAUGGAAACAGUUUAAUUGCUAUCACGUAGUUAAGCAGUUACAUGUGCCGAUACAUGUGAAAAGAGGUCAUUUGUGAUUUAAAAGUUUGUCAAAUAAUACAGCGAAAUAAAGGAGUGGAUACGA
Molecule: messenger RNA, 1883 nt
Organism: Liolophura sinensis
Lineage: Eukaryota; Metazoa; Mollusca; Polyplacophora; Chitonida; Chitonidae
Exons: 8
Coding region: 45-1661 (538 amino acids)
Source: RefSeq, a predicted model, not a curated record